UCGUUUUAAUGAAUUUUUCAGAAAAUUAUAAACAUAAGAAUGGAGAAGAUUCAAGAGAGGAAGCGUAAAGUUCCUCUGAAGCUCGAUGCUGAGUCUCUGGUGGAAUUGGGGAAAGAAAUAUGGAACAUAGUGAGGAUGUUUCAGGAAGGGUUAAUUUCUAAGGCGCUGGCUUCACUAAUUGAAUCACACAUAGAGUCUGUUAGUAUUACUCCAGGGCAGAUCAGUAGCAUUGUCACCAGGCUGAAGGAUAUGUUCAUAACUACUAAACUUAUGUCAGGCGAUAUUCUGAUUCAGUGCGUCAAGGAUCCCAAUAAAGCUCAUUUGGACAGAUUUGAAAAGAAGAUUGAUAGAAGAACAAGGAGAGUUCUAGAACUUGACAUCAACAGGGCCCAGUAUCAAGAACUAGUACUUGACACAAUUGUGAAGAGGCUUCCAGACGUUUUAGUUGCAAAGAUCCAAGAACUUUUGAUGGAAAACGAGGAUGGUUUGGACUUCUUUACACUAAGGGAAAUGUACCAUAGAAGGUUUGAGUACCAGUUAAAUCCUAGAGACUACGGGUAUGAGACGUUUAGAGCUCUUGUAACAGACCUAGUCUUUGCUCAACAACAGGAAGAGAUCGAGUUAACUUUUGGAGAAGAUAAUCGCUGCUAUCUCCGUCCUGCUGGUAAACUGAGAAAGGAUUACUUGAAGAAAGAUUGCAAGGGGUUUAGCAAGGUCUCUCUUCUAAGACUAGUUAUCGACCGACCUACUCAGAACCGGAUUGAGCAGGUUUUGUUGAAUAACACUGAUAUACAUUUCCGCACUCUGGGUAGUGUAUACAGUGAGCUGUACAAGAAACCUUUGGAUCCUAAGAAGUUUUACUGCUUCUCGAUGGAUGAACUCGUGUUAUUCAAUUCUCAUUUUCUAAAAGUUAAAAAUGGUAUUGUAACACUGCAGAAACCAAGUUCCAAUGCUGUUCUGAAAUCGGCAACUGUUGGUAAACCCAGUCUACCAGCUCCAACAAUCCCCAUCUCAUCUGAACUGCAAAAGGAUGUUGUUGGAUUCCACGAGAUAGAAGAGAUGGAGAUAUCGCAUCUCAAGGAAAAUACUUGGGUCAACAUGAAGAUCACCCACGUUAUCAACCCAGAUUUGUUGUAUGGAUGCCUGAAAGACCUGGAAACAACUAUGAAGGGGUUUGAAAGCAAUAUGAAUGAAUUCUACUUUGAUGGAAGGAACUCCGACAGGUUGCGACUAUCCAUUGAUGAGGUUGGAGUUGGAUUGUCUGUAGCUUUACUCUACACUGAUGGAUAUUGGUAUAGAGGUCGUGUCACUCAAGUUCUAGGAGGAGAUAAGUGUACUGUUUUCUACAUAGACUACGGAUAUACUUGUCAGGUGAUUCUACCUGCUAUGAGGCAUCUGCACUUAAAAUUCUCUGACAUGAAAGCACAGGCAAUCAGAUUUGGAUUAUUUACUGAGAAUCAAGCACCCAGCAAUAACUGGUCUAUCUCCUGCAAACAGAAGUUGAAGGAAUUGAUUCAACAGUGUGAGUCUAGCUACAAUAUUCCUGUAGCUGAUGGUGAUGAACCUAUCCAGGGUGCUCUUGCUCUUAUCCUUCCGGUUCCUCAAUACCAGAUGCUCAAGGGCUGCAGAAUGAGUGUUCAACUGAAAUAUAUUAGAGAUGGAAACCUGUUGGUUGAGAUAAAUCCGGAGAUUAAAACUUUCAGGCUUGCUGCUCCAACCACUGCUAACCUUGGUGCUGCUCCAGCAACUGGUAAACCUAGUACCUCUGCUGCUGUAAUAAAUGGAGCUACCACUGCUGUUAAUUCUGUAGUUGCUAGAAAUGAAGCUGCUUCUGCUGCUGUUAAUCCUGUUGUUGUUCUCCAGGUAGCUAAGACCAAGCUGGCUCUGCUGUGCAAGCACCUGAAGUUGAACCUGUACAGGAAUGACAAGAAGUUUCUUAGCAACAUCAAGGCCCAUAUAGGAGGUAUUGAGAAGGAAGUAGAGUUAUGUGAGAAAAUAUUCAGUGACGUGAUUUCCGGUUCCAAGAUAGAAGUGGAUUCUCUAAACCGUCUUCAGAUGGAGCAGUUCCUGUGCACUGUGCAGACAAAAUUCAGUAGGUGGCUGUGGAGCUAGAGAGAAUGAUGGAAUCCUUGCAUUUCUACUAAUCGUGGAUGAUGUAACAAGCUUAUGCACCCAAACCUGUGCCUUAUUUACCAAGCAAACUAAUGCUACAUUUACCAAGCAAAUCUUCAAGCACAACUGUAAAUCAUUGCUACAUAUUCGACUGUAAAUCAUUGCUACAUAUUCGAACCAUGCAAACCAUUGCUACAUUCAAGUAACCCCUUAGUACAAUGCUACAGGGAUGUAAAAGCAUUACAUUCUCAUUAUCUUGAGUUACUACAAUUAUAUUCGUUUGCAGCAGAUUUGUCUUUUUAGCUCAACAAUUUCAGGCAUGCAUCAGCGUUAAAAGGCUGUAGGCAUAUAUGUCAAAUUUGAUAAAGAAAAUCCAAAAAUAAACUUAACAAUAGUCCUGUUUAACUGCAAAUUGAAAUGUAAUGUGGCUUUUCGUCAAAGAAAGUUAGUUUGUUAAAUUGUGAAACAACAUAAAACAUUUAUACGUAAAUCAGUUCAAAAUUGUUAUGUGAAAAUUAUGUCAAAGUUUUGUAG
Messenger RNA from Eurytemora carolleeae, 2646 nucleotides. RefSeq lists its product as uncharacterized. Lineage: Eukaryota; Metazoa; Arthropoda; Copepoda; Calanoida; Temoridae. The coding region runs from base 40 to 2112 and encodes 690 amino acids. Gene Ontology annotation, biological process: spermatogenesis. The record is from RefSeq and is a predicted model, not a curated record. The transcript is spliced from 29 exons.